Molecule: messenger RNA, 1968 nt
Organism: Larimichthys crocea (large yellow croaker)
Lineage: Eukaryota; Metazoa; Chordata; Actinopteri; Sciaenidae
Gene: ccdc14
Product: coiled-coil domain containing 14
Exons: 11
Coding region: 162-1916 (584 amino acids)
Biological process (GO): protein localization to centrosome
Cellular component (GO): centriolar satellite
Source: RefSeq, a predicted model, not a curated record
UUUCAUUGGUCAGCUACACGUUUCCCGUUUCAAACUUGUUUUGGACCGGAACCUGUUGAAAUGGAUCAAACCGUACACGGAGCAAACAUUUGAACCCAACAGCUGUAGUCCAAACAGCACAGCAGGCUGAACGUUAGAGUGACUGAGGCUGUCAGUUAACCAUGAAGGGAACGGCUAAAAGCAAGGUUGUGACCUCAGGGAGGCUGACAGGGCGAGUCAAAGUGCAGCCGGUCAGGAGAAGAGUGACUCCAAACCCAGGACCAGCAGCUGGCCCUGAACCAGCCUACUCCCUGUACUCCACAGACUCUGAAGACCAGGUCACUUCUCUUCAUAAGGGUCUGGACCGCUGUGCUGCAUUGCUCAGUGGCAUCCUUCAGGCUGAGCAAGCAGAAGCUUUGCCAAGCCUUCCCAAAGCAGUGAAGGGUGGAGCAGCCAAAUCAAGACCAUCUACCUCAGUGGGGAAGAAGUCCAUCAAGAAACUACCUCCACACACUGGUAGGUAUCAGAAGAGAUGUGAGUCAGGCGGCACGACUCCCAGAACACGCCGGCCUGCUGUUCCAGCUGCACACUCAGGAGUGAAACUCCAUCCAGCUCUGAAAAAACCUCAAACCCCGCUGCAGUCUCACUUCUCACCUCCUGUACGAUGCCAAACACUGCAGCACCUCACCACCAAAACCACCACCACCACCCCUCCACUGCAGCCCCAGACCCCCACCCCUGACUCAGGCCGGCUGCCUCUCCCUCAGACAGACUGUGAUGGAGAGGAGGACUUUGUUCCUGUGAGAGACACUGCUGCAGACGCACACACACACUCACCCAUACACACCUGUACCUGGAAGAUGUCAGACAUGCAGCUGGAGCCUGGACCGGGUGAUCAGGACACACACAGCAGGGGCGACUGCAGUGCAGAGACAGAAGUCCAAGUAAAGACGGUUCAGUAUCUGCUGGGAGAACUCAAGGCUCUGAUCGCUGGACAGGGCAGUGUAGCAGAGAAGCUGCUCAGUCAUCUUGAGUACACUGUGUCCUCAUCGCUGAUGACUGUUGGAACUUCAAACACCCAUACUGAGCCAGACCUGUCAUCACUGUACAGCCAGAACACUCAGCUCCGCAGGCGUGUGAAGAUUCUGAACCAGCAGUUGAAGGAGCGGGAGAGAGCAGAGAGACAAGAGAACACUGAAACACUCUGUAACUCAGAAGUUGGAACACUGCGUGUCUUCACAGUGCCGGCACUGCAGGAGGAGCUGACCAGCACUCAGUGCAGACUGCAGGAAGUCCAGGAUGAGCUCACAGAAGUACGGAAAGCCCUUCAGGACACACAGAGCCAGCUGAGGGACAGAGAGACACAGAAUACAGUCAUGGAGACAGACUUGGAGGCCACCAGAAGGAGGUUGCUGGACAGUGAGAGAGAGAAGAUUGAGUUGGCCUCACUUGCCCAGCAAAGACUGGAAGAGAUAGGAUGCCUUAACAGGACUCUUCAGAUGUCAGCUGCUGACAGCUCCGUGUCAGUAACACACAGACAGAAUCCAGCAGAACCCACCGCUGACCGCAUCAGCCAGUAUCUUCUGUCUCUGGGUCAGUGUGAGCAUGUGUGUGUGGCUGCAGACGGAGAGCAAAGUAAACGUCCCACAGUCCAGCUGAGAGACACAUCAUCACGACCCACCGAUACCUCAGCCCGUCACCCAAACUCUCAUCUGGACCAAUCACGGUGCUUUGACAAAGUCCAGUCAUGUGGGCGGCGGCUGGAGACGUCCACCCUGUCUCAGUGUGAUAUGGAGUCCGUGUGGUCUGAGUGCAGCGCCAAGUCAGCGUCCACGUUCGACACGAGAGACGAGGCUGCGUUCAGAGACGGCCUGUCAGCUCUCGAUGCUAGCAUAGCCAGUCUGCAGAAGACUCUUCAGCUGGACCUGAGGAGGUGACACACACAUACGCGAACAGCUUUGAUUGUAUGCUGCAUUUUGUCCUCUUAUU